Messenger RNA from Uranotaenia lowii, 2465 nucleotides. It is a transcript of the gene hook, whose product is annotated as protein hook. Gene Ontology annotation, biological process: cytoskeleton-dependent intracellular transport; cytoplasmic microtubule organization. Bases 111 to 2180 code for a protein of 689 amino acids. The transcript has 4 exons. Gene Ontology annotation, molecular function: dynein light intermediate chain binding; microtubule binding. Gene Ontology annotation, cellular component: centrosome; cytoplasm. The record is from RefSeq and is a predicted model, not a curated record. Lineage: Eukaryota; Metazoa; Arthropoda; Insecta; Diptera; Culicidae.
CUUUUUGGUGUUGUUUCCUGAUUAAUUUGUGAGUGAAAAACAGUGAAAAACUAGUCAGCUGGAAUUUUCUUCGCUAAAUCGUUAAAAAACUGCUGCCUAAAUUAGCCGUCAUGGAAAACAGCGAUAAAAUGGAAAUCUACGAAUCCCUAAUCCGUUGGUUGUCUGAAUUGCAUCUUCCAGCUGAUCACAAAAACGCGCUGCAACUGAGUGAUGGCGUAGCGCUAGCUCAGGCCCUGAACCAAAUUGCUCCGGAGACAUUCAGCGAUAGCUGGCUGACCAAGAUUAAGGUUGACGUCGGAAACAAUUGGCGACUUAAAGUUAGUAACCUGAAAAAGAUCAUCGAAGGUGUUUAUAUCUACUAUCAGGACGUUCUGAGCCUGUACCUUUCGGAGGAACUGCGACCCGAUGCGAUGAAGAUAGCUGAAAAAUGCGACGAAUUCGAACUCGGUCGCCUUCUGCAACUAAUCUUGGGCUGUGCCGUAAAUUGUCUUGAGAAGCAAAAAUAUAUCACCCAGAUUAUGGAGUUGGAGGAGUCACUACAACGUAAUAUAAUGGCAGCCCUACAGGACAUUGAAUACGUGUGGCAAGGAGCAUCGCCGUCACGAAAUUCUAUCAACGCAUCUAGUUUGGAUGUUAAGACGCUCCAAGAAGAUCGGGAUAGUUUGGCACAAAAAUGUCAUGAGAUGAACAAGAAGAUGCUGAUAUUGAUCGAGGAGAAAACAACAUUGCAGCAAGAGUUGAAUAAGCUGCAAAGCGUUAUCGAUCGAUAUGAACAUCCAAAUCUGAUCGGGGACGAUGGAACUUCGCUGGGCCCAAUCCAGCUGGGCUCCUCGAGGUACAACGAUCUUCGCAAGCUGGUCGACAGCUUAAAGGAUGAUUUGAUGCAGGCGGAAACGGCCAGAGAUGAUCUAAAAAUGAAAUCGACAAUGCAGGAAAAAGAGAUCACCGAUCUGCAAGUUAAAGUCGAUGAAUUACACGCUGCAACUGCGGAGAUUGCUCAGCUUAAGGACGAAAUCGACAUCCUCAAGGAAGCUAACGAUAAAUUGAAAAUUGCCGAAACUCAACUAAAUACCUACAAGAAAAAAUUGGAAGACUACAACGAUCUGAAAAAACAAAUCAAAAUGCUAGAAGAGAGAAGUGCAGAUUAUCUGAAGCAGAAUCUGGAGUAUGAGGAAGAGGCAAAAAAGUUUUCUGGUCUUAAGGGUCAGGUUGAGUUGUAUAAGAAGGAAAUACAGGAUCUUCACCUCAAACUGGACACUGAGAUGAGCAAAACUAUGAAGACAGAAUUCGAGUACAAUCAACUACAGACAAAGUUGUCUGCCGUUCAACGAGAAAAGGAAAAUCUGCUUGGAGAACGGGAUGCCCUGAGAGAAAUUUGUGACGAGCUCAAAUGUGGGCAGGUGGCAGAUGAUUCGGAGGGAGGCAACACUAUGUCCAAAGAACUACAUUCCAGUGACAUACGCGAUCGCAUCGAACGACUGGAGAAAGAAAACAAGGCACUCCGAGAAGGGCAAGGUGGUCAAACGGCUCUUUCGCAACUCCUGGAUGACGCAAAUCAGCGAAACGAAAAGCUGCGAGACCAAUUAAAAACAGCCAAUCAACGCAUCUUGUUACUCAGCCAAAGUCAUCCCGAGGAACAUCAUAGCUCAAAAUCUGACAUCGAUAUUCAGCUGAAACAAGCACUGGAACUGAACGAGCAACGUUCGUCCCAGAUUGAUGAUUUGCAAUCGCAAAAUGCUCAACUCCGCCAAGAACUACAAGCAGCCGAUACUCGCUUCAAGAAAUGUGUGGAAAAAGCCAAGGAAGUAAUUAAAACGCUGGAUCCGCGUGUUGUUAAUGAAGCCCUUAUUUUGGAUAAAUCAUCUCAAGAUUCAGAAGGUUCUUCGUCGUCGACGACUACCGUGGCUUCCACAAUGGCAGCUACUGCGGUCAAUGUGGCCGGAAUAGUUGGCAGUGCUCUCUCAGAUGCAGCCGAACAAUCGGAUUCGAAACGUGCUCCGAUGGGACUGCAGGAGGAACAACUGAUCACGACGGCGUUCUAUCGGAUGGCUAAUACUUGCCAGCGAGAGGCAGUUGAUUCACGACUCGCACUGCUAAGCGGUCCGGGCCAGAGUUUUCUGUCCCGUCAACGACAGCCGGCGCCUCGUAAACCUAUGAAUAUGACGUAUGUUAAAAAGUAGAUAGCCAGAUCCGGAUUACGAACGUCAAAGGCAUUCACAACCGUUCCAAAGAUGCCUUACUGAGAUGUCUAUAAUUAUUCCAAAAAAUAUUCUGAAGGGAGCGCUGGAGUUCGACUAUGCUGCUACUGUCGAACUAUGUAUAGAAAUGAUUGCUUUUCUAGAAUGCAUGCACGACUAUUUAUUAUUUAUCUAGCUCUGUAACAAUGUUUACUAUAUUUUUUUAGGUAAAAUGUAUAACCUUUUCUUGGCGUGAAAAUAAAUGAAAAACAAUAUAAGUAUUUAUAA